UUAGUAUGUUAAAGAAAAGCAUCAUUUCCUAUAAAGUUAGGCGAACAAAUAUUAUAUUAAUUGUGUAGAAAUUUUGAUAUCACGAUAUCCUUUUGAUACAAGAAAGGAAGACAGAGAGUUGUUACAAGUAGAUGCUGUUUAUAGUUGCAUCGAUAAAAACUAGUAUUUGGUUUUCUUUAAUAAUCAAGAAGAAGAUUUUAGACUUAUUAAGUAUAAAUUUUAAUUAGCCAUAUUGUUUAUCCUUUAUGAGAAUCAUGAUAAUCGUAAUAGGAACUAUGAUGAACCGCAUAAAAUAAAAACUCGUUUACUUAAUAUUUUAAUAAAAGCUAUUACUGAUUUUUCUUUGGGUGUUAUGAAAUGUGAAAUUGUGGCAUGGAUACUUUACGAAAGUUUUUUAUACCUGUGGUUUUUUGUCUCAAAGAAUUUCAAUAAUGGUGCAGCCCCUGCUACUGCUUCUUCCACUAAAAUUAAUAACAAAUUUUGAUUUUAUUAAUGCACUGUGUAUGACAAGACAUGUUUUUAAAAUAACUUUUAUAAUUACACAAUUUUGCAAGCAAGUAAUGAUGAUAAUUUUUAUAGUUUAAAUCUUAUUGAAGCAUUAAAAGUUUUUGUCUCUAUAGUUAGUAAUACUAUUAAUCAACACCUUCAAAUAUGCUUUAAACAAGCCUAAAAAUUGCAUUUCAAAUUAUUUUAACUUGGUUAUCGCUGUUUCUUGCUAGACUUUCUAAGUUUUAUCUAGAUUACUCAGUUUAACACAAUGUUUGAUUGAUACAAUUUUGAAGUGUUAUAAGUACCUGUGUUUUAAUUUCUUCUUUCUAAUAUUCAGUUUCUUGGGUAGGUACAAUCGGCGGGGCGGGGCGGAUCGGCGGGGCGGAUCAUUUGUUUAUUCAGCAUUGUUACUCGUGAAUUUCUUCAAACGAAUUCAUCUUCAGCAAACGUGGUUUAAGAAAAAAUGGCUAUUCCAGCUUUGAUCAGUUUAAAUCAUCUCAACAUUGAGGUUAUUAAAGAUCUUAUUACCAAGAGUGAUGAUGAAAUUAGAGCAACUGCUCUUAACAAUCCCAAGGCCGGUGAAGUUUAUGUCGUCCAAGUGAAUAAUGGGAAAGAUGAUUGGCGAGCAGAUGGGUAUAGGUGGAAGCAAAAUGGACGCAGUAAAAUUCCUCGUGGUUUACCACUGUACACAAAACUCCACUUUGCUACAGUUACACCAACAGGAACUUCAUGUGUUUUUCAGAAAUUUGUAUACCGUGAUCUAAGUCGGACAGAUGUUGUUGUUGUCCAUUAUAUAGGAAACCAUGAACUUGCAAUCUUAAUGCCUCAUGGAAAUUGCAGAAAAUCAAUAAGUUUUUUACCAACAGCUCCAUCUUUGCGAGAUGCAAUUAUUGAUUCUGACAACUACAAGGAUCUUCUUGUUGAUACCAAGCAUAACCAGAUCCAAUUUCAGCCUAGAAACUCAAGACAGUUGAAGUAUGUGCGUAGUGUCAAAGCAGAAUGUACUAAACUAGGCACUGAAUCUUUUUUAACAAUUCAUGAACUGGCAUAUAUGAUACCAGGUUUUGUCUGGUCCAUAUCCACGUAUCCAGACUUGUCAGUGUUGUUUGGAAUGCAAAAUUUAAUCGAUGAACUUGUGAUGUGCCCUCAAAUUUUCUUUUCAUAUGACACAACAUUUAAUUUAGGAGACUUUAAAUCUAAAAGUUAAAAUUGAUACAUUAAGGCUUUCUUGGAGUGAGGCAUUCUCAGUGUAUUUUUCAGACUACUUGUAUUCACGUAUUUUAAUAGCUUAUAUUGGUCAUCUCAGAUCUGUUGGUUUAAUGGAUAAUAUAGUUACAAAUAAUGUAUCUGAAUCAUUAAAUGCAUUUAUAAAAAAGUUUCAAGAAUGGAAAGAAGCGCCUGUUGAUUCUAUGAUUGUUGCAAUGCAUCGCCUUCAGACCUUUUAUUUGACAGAAAUUAAGCGGAGUUGUAGUGGCUUUGGACCCUACACUCUCUUUGACAGCAGUCUCCUAAUCAGUAUGUCACAUUUAAUAUGUAAUAACUUGUUUGUUUAAAAACCUUUUUUAAUUCUUUUUUAUUUGAUUUUAGAAUUAUUUAGAAAAUAUUUACAAAAAUGCUAUAUACUCACUAGUUAGUAAUGAUGUUUUAAAUUGAAAAUUAAAAUGUUUUAGAUAACACAGACGACAUACCAAAAGUAGAUAGUCCAGAACUUGUUAUUGCAGAGCUGCAAGCAGCUGCAAAUAUACCAAUGCAGCAAUGCAUACCUCCAUCUAUACGAGUGCUUUCUAACACGUUUAAUGUUGUUCAUAUUCCAAACCUAAAGGUUUUUACAGUCUCUGCACCUGAUGGAAAUGCGCAUGUUGUGAAGUUGUAUCCGAAGGAAAACUGCACAUGUCCUUCAUCAACAAUAUGUUGUCACAUACUAGCUGUUAAACGCAGCAUUGGAAUUGAAUGUGGUGAACGCAAAAUCAUAAAUUUGACCAAAUUGCGGCGUAACUCAUGGUACAUCAAAUUACUCUGGGGUGCCUAAUAAACUAGGGAAAAUAUUAAUAUUUGGGGAAACUUUUUAGGAAAAUAAGCUAAGAAUCUACAAAAUUAAUAAACAUGAAGGGGUUAUAAAUAAGGUCUGGUGAGUUAGGUAAAAAAGUUAAAUAAAUUUUAAAUAUUUGGCAACUCAGAGUACAGUGCUAAUUGUUCAAAAAUGUACAGAUCGAAUAUAAAUUCUAAUCCUUAGUAGCAUUCUGGGUUAUAUAUGUUUCAAACAAAUGUGAUUUAUCUUAAUAUAUAACUUUAUUAUAUAAGUAAGUGAUCAAGGUUCUUCUUAAUAUUAUCUUAAUAUGGAUUUUUAGCGACCUCAUCAA
This is a messenger RNA of Hydra vulgaris (swiftwater hydra), 2849 nucleotides long. RefSeq lists its product as uncharacterized. Gene Ontology annotation, biological process: regulation of DNA-templated transcription. NCBI's taxonomy places the organism in Eukaryota, Metazoa, Cnidaria, Hydrozoa, Anthoathecata, Hydridae. The record is from RefSeq and is a predicted model, not a curated record. Gene Ontology annotation, molecular function: sequence-specific DNA binding; DNA-binding transcription factor activity.